AUGGAACACUUGCGAGAAUUAUUUAAAUUGUAUAAUCAGCGGGAAUGUGAAGAUGGUGAAGAAUUGGCAACCAAAAAACGCGAACAGAAAACUGAUUACCUCAUAAAAACACAGUUUGAAGAGGUACAAGCACGAAAACAUCCUGCAGUAUCUGUUAGUCGGAAAAAGUCAGUACUUCGCUGGAAAAAGAGCAAAUCACUACCGAGUAAAGAGAAAGCCACUGAGAAGAAACUGGAGAAGGAAUCAAAUGUGAGUUCGAAUUUGUUCAAUCAUAUGGUAGCGAAAAUUCAGAUGAUGUCUGAAAUCAAAAAACGAAAAAUGAUUGAUCGACUUCUGGACGCAAACGAUUCUGGAAUGAUUCGCAAAAUGUUCGAAAAUGACAUAGCUGAGCCAACCAAAGUUGAAGUCAAAUUACUACAUCGUGCGCUGAAUAUUUUAUGGGAAGAAUUGAUGUGCAACAUCGCAGAGUUUAAAUUCGAACGUGAAGUGGUCGUGUUGUUGUGCGAGCGGGAAAAGGUUAAGGCUCGGUUUCUGGACGCGAUGCUUCUAUAUCCUCAUUUUGUCCCAGAUACAUGGGGUGGACGACAUUUGUGUGACCUUGUAAAGAGUGUUGGAACAGCCAAAAACAUUCCACACGAUGAAGGAGAUGGCCUGAUACCUCCUCCAAUUGUUGAGACUAUUCCUUCGCAGUGGACAAAACAACUACAGCAAAUUUUGGGCGAACAAAAACCGAAAUCACAAGAAUCAACAUUUUCGGCUACGGAGGGAACGAAACAGGUGGUCGAGCGGAAUUUGAUGGCGAAAUCUGGUAAGGCGGUCGACCCAGUUGUGACCGAUAGAGAACAGGAGGACGUCUUAGUGGCAGUAGAUGAUGAAGAGGAAGAACACGUUGCCGAACUGGGAAAACGCAGAGGAACAAAAAAGAAGAGGAAAUCACGUUCUGAAAAUCGAACGCGUAAAACAGCUUUAAUGGAAAGGAGAGAUCAACAAAACGAUUACGAAAACAAAGAAGAAGAGUAUGCAGAAAAAGUGAAAACAGUGCAAGAAGUGAGCAGCGGAGUGGAAGGCAAAUCUAUUCCGAAGAAAAUAACGAAUGAUUUCCAGCACAAAGCACAGAAAAUAACUGAAAAGGAAAGAGAUAAUGAUUUCACCGGAGCUUCAAGUAAACGUCCUGAAGUAAGAGCGGCGAAAAGUAAAAAAAAUGAAAAGAAUGUAACCGUAUCUCUAGAAAAAACACAAAGUACUAUUUCCCAACAAAAAUCAAUGGAAAGUUUGUCAGAGGGAAAGCUUGGUGAUCUAAAGACGCAGCCGAAAAUCGAGAAUGAAUCUAGUGAAACAAAAUGUCCUGAAAUAAAUGAAACGAGAACGCAAGAAGAAGUUGUAGAUGAAGCCAUUAAGGAAAAGGCAAGGACCGUUCCUGUAGAGGAUAAACAUAUAGAAAAAGAUGCAAGGCCAAAAGAAACGAGAAAAAAUCUAGAGAAAGGUAAAAAGGAGGAAACGAAGGAUGAUUUAAAGUUUACGACUUCGAAAGAGCAAAAGGAAAAAAAGCAGUUGACUGGAAAGAAAGUUGAGGACAAAAAAGGAGAAGAAGUGGGCCAUGCUACUGAGAAAUUAGAAAGUAAGACUCCAGCAGAACAAAAAGAAAGGAAGAAAGUCGAUGAAAAGGGACACGAGGAGGAACUAUCAGGAGAAAAAAUAGGUGGCUCUAAAGAAAAACUGACGAAUAAGACAUCUAUUCAAAGUCGAGAAACAUUGAAUAUAACAAAAAAGAAAACUGUAAAAGAGGAGGGCAAGAAAAGCGUGAAGGUCAGGACAAAUAGUGCUUCCCCAGUAAAAGAUAAAGAGCACAAAGGAGGAAGCAAUGACACCAAGAUAAACAAGGAAUCGAAGAAAAGCGCAACACAAGAAACAUUGACUGAAAUAGCAUCUAAACCUAAGAAACAAAAGAUGAGGGCAAAGAAUAGUGAUAGCGAAAAGGAACAUAGGAAGAAAAAAGAUCCGAAAGUAAAGAAGCGCGAACAGAAAGAGCACAAACCUCAUAAGAGCGCGGGAAAUGAAUGGAAAGAAACUGGUCACAAAAAGUCGACGUUGAAAAACGCGUCAGGUAGCAAAGACAAAUGA
This is a messenger RNA of Angiostrongylus costaricensis, 2121 nucleotides long. The record is from the annotation of a GenBank genome assembly. Lineage: Eukaryota; Metazoa; Nematoda; Chromadorea; Rhabditida; Metastrongylidae.